Molecule: messenger RNA, 2301 nt
Organism: Mya arenaria
Lineage: Eukaryota; Metazoa; Mollusca; Bivalvia; Myida; Myidae
Exons: 16
Coding region: 2-1990 (662 amino acids)
Biological process (GO): glycoprotein catabolic process; SCF-dependent proteasomal ubiquitin-dependent protein catabolic process
Cellular component (GO): SCF ubiquitin ligase complex; cytoplasm
Molecular function (GO): ubiquitin protein ligase activity
Source: RefSeq, a predicted model, not a curated record
AAUGGGCAGGAAAAACCUUUUGGAAAACAACCGGGCGAAAGAUGGUAUUUCGGGGUGGGAGGUGACGGCGGCUGGCGGGGACGGCUUCUGUUGCGAGGACGAGAUAUCAGGAUGUAAGGACAUCUGCGAAUGUACGUCCGUCAAAGGGAGUUGCGGCUACUGGUGCACGAGUCAUGACCCGUGCGAAAAGCGACAGCUGGUAGACUUGCUGGAUAAGGGUAUUAGCGACACGAAACUGGACGGGAAGAAGCCUCCUAUUACCGUCAGAGACUGGUACUGUUCCCGGGGGGACUGCGGAUGCGAGUACUGGGUGAAGGUGCGGUUGUUGGGGGAGGACCGGGAGACGGAGUUGGAUGCCUGGGAGUUUAAGGACACUCUCGAGGAGGGCGCUGAUUGGAAGAAGUCGAGGCACGUGUUUAAGGGGUACCCUGAUGGAGUUCGGUUUGUGGAGUUCAGCCACGGGGGUAAUGACUCUCAGAACAGGGAGGGGCAUUAUGGAGUCAAGAUGACGAACUCGGCGGUCUUCGUCGGCAUGAAGAGGAGUAACAAGAAGAAAAGGAGUUACCAGCAUAGGCUAGGUAUAGCCAGGGACCCAAAAGAGAUCCAAAAUAUGUGCGCAAAAUUAGUUCUUAACCGAGGCAAUUAUGACGGGGCCAAGCAAGCUCUCUAUGAUCUGCACUGGCUGCCAAUUAGGGCUAGAAUCAAUUUCAAGAUAUUGACAGUUAUGUUCAACUGUGGUACUGGGAGUGGGAGAGUGGGAAACGAAGCAGAAAGUUAUUUUCAGUGUUACAUCGACGGACAGUGUAGGCAAAGAGCAGAAAUGGGCAGGAAAAACCUGUUGGAAAACAACCGGGCGAAAGAUGGUCUUUCGGGUUGGGAGGUGACGGCCGCUGGCGGGGACGGCUUCUGUUGCGAGGACGAGAUAUCAGGAUGUAAGGACAUCUGCGAAUGUACGUCCGUCAAAGGAAGUUGCGGCUACUGGUGCACGAGUCACGACCCUUGCGAGAAGCGACAGCUAGUAGACUUGCUGGAUAAGGGUGUUAGCGACGCGAAACUGGACGGGAAGAAGCCUCCUAUUAUCGUCAGAGACUGGUACUGUUCCCGGGGGGACUGCGGGUGCGAUUACUGGGUGAAGGUGCGGUUGUUGGGGGAGGACCGGGAGACGGAGCUGGACGCCUGGGAGUUUAAGGACACUCUAGAGGAGGGCGCUGAUUGGAAGAAGUCGAGGCACGUGUUUAAGGGGUACCCGGAUGGAGUUCGGUUUGUGGAGUUCAGCCACGGGGGUAAUGACUCUAAGAACUGGGCGGGGCAUUUCGGAGUCAAGAUGACGAACUCGGCGGUCUUCGUCGGCAAGAAGAGGAGUAACAAGAAGAAAAGGACGGCGAGAUCAGCUUCCGGGAAGAACCUUCUGAAAAAUCCAGACGCAACAGAUGGAAUGGAUGGCUGGGAAGUUGUGGAAAACGGCGGUGACGGAUGGAUAGUGGAGGAAGAGGCUGGCGGUUGUGAACCCAUACAGGACGCCAACCCUGACGCCAGCGGCAACAGUUGCUGGGCAACGUCCCAUGGCAACUGUGUGAAAAAGCAGACGAUCGACCUCAGUUUUUCCGGCAUCGACAAUGACGUCAUUGAUGACCAGAAACCAGAAAUAAAAGUGUCCGAGUGGUACGGUAGCCGGGGAGACGCCGGAUGUCAGUAUCGCCUGCAUGUUCGGCUGCUGAACGCCGAUCUUGAGGAGUUGGACCAAAAGGACGUCACCAACACAAAGGACGCCGCUUCCGGUUGGAGCAAGGCGGAGCUGUCCUUCACAGACUACGGCUCUGGUGUCAGGUUUCUCGAGUUGUCACAUGGAGGUAGUGACACGUGCUCGUGGGCGGGGCAUUUUGGCGUCAAGAUCACCGGCUCCUGCGUUACCAUGGAGAUAGCCGAGCAGACGUCAUCCUCAUCUUCCUCGUCUUCCUCGUCUUCGUCGUCUUCCUCUGACGAAAAUUAGACUUGUUUCGAAAUGACGCCUAUAGUUUACCGUCGGAGAUUAUUCAACUUUCGUCGCUUAUAAGUAUUAUUGACACAAAUAUUUUCAACUCAAGGAAAACGCGGUGUUUCUGAUGUCGAAGAUUGCUUGGUGCGAGCUCUAACUGUCGCAUGAUCAGCUUUUAAACGGGUUUAGUUGAAUUUCCUGUGUGUCCACUUCUCUCUGAGUAUAUAUUAUUUCUUAAUGUGUGCAUGAACUUAAAACCUUUCUAAAAUGUGAUGUUUUUUCAUUGUAGUAGUAGAAAGCAACGAGAAUAAACUAAAUGAAAUAGU